ACUUACGACUCCCUUUUGGUGUCGACUGACCACUGCCCACUGUCUUUUGUGUUGUCGCCGGUCCUUUACUUCACUCUUUUUCCGUUUCCAUCUCUGUUGCUCUUUGUUUCGGUCGCUGCGGAGUCUCAUAUGUCCGCUUCUGACGUCGGCAGACUCCCGAAGACAUACCGUACGAGCACGUUGACGGCGCUGUCAUCCCCGCCCGUGCUGACAGGCCGCGAUAAAAAAGACGCCAUCUACCUUACCCUGCGUUGGCGCAGGUGAAGAGUCUCUACCACACGGCGCUGGGCCCUUUGAGCUCACCAUCACCAUGGACGAGUGGACAUCGAAGCAGCUCCCUGAGCGUCUGCCCUUCUCCAAGAAGCGACUUCCCAAGAGCGUCAUUUUCUCAUACAUUGGCGACUAUCUCAUCAUCUUCGCAUUGUUGAUCAUAUUCACCAUCGUGGAUAAGAUUCCCCCUUUCCACCAGCACUUUGCCCUCGAAAACUACACGCUCCACUACCCCUUCGCUACAAAGGAACGCGUGCCCGUCUUUUGGCUAUGCGUUUACGUUAUCCUCGCGCCCGCCGUCAUCAUCGGCAUCUACACAAUGGUCAUUGAUGGUCUCUUCUCACAUCAGACGGCAAUGCCGGCCGGAAGAGCCGGCAUCAAGCGCCUCUCUGGACGGUACCGGUUCAAGGACCGCCUAUGGGAGUUAAAUUGCGGCAUUCUAGGCCUGGGUCUGAGCAUCGGCGCCGCCUAUACCAUCACGGGCGCAUUGAAGAAUGCCAUCGGAAAGCCACGACCGGAUCUUAUAAGCCGGUGCAUGAUAGACGAGACGAAGAUCAAUACCGCAAAAUACGCCCUUCAAACCAUCGACAUUUGCACCCAGACCAACAAUUACAUUCUCCAGGAUGGCUUCAAGAGUUUUCCGUCAGGACACAGCAGUGUUUCAUUCGCUGGUCUCUUCUACCUCUCCAUCUACCUCGCCGGCAAGCUACACGUUAUGGACGCAAAGGGUGAGGUCUGGAGGACAUUGAUUGUCCUGGUUCCUGCACUAGGCGCUGCUCUCAUCACCGGCACCCGUAUCAUGGAUGCCCGUCAUCACCCAUUCGACGUCAUCUCAGGCGCUCUCAUUGGAAUACUAGUUUCCUGGGCUUCCUACCGACAGUACUUCCCUCCUGUUACCGAGACCUGGCGCAAGGGACGUGCGUACCCGAUUCGAGCCUGGGGCAAGGCAUCUCGAGCUCCUCCGUCUGGCGCAAUGGACGACGACGCACAACCGCUACAACAAAUGAACAAGCCGAUAGAUGAGGAACGCGGAGAAGCAUCUGGCUACUCUUCUACGACCGUGGUGCCUGAUAACAUCGAUACUACAGGCAAUGUGUUCCGUCAGCAAAUCCACAACUCGCAACGAAGACGUCAAGACCGUCAAGACUCAGAGUCCCAAUACGGCGUAGAUCGAAGUGAUACCAACGCGUCGAGCAACUACCGAACUGGGACCAUGGGAUCUACCAUGACUGCAAAGGUCAACAAGUACCAAACUCAGUUGCCUGCCACGAACCCUUUUGCCGCUGAUGUUGCACGCCAACGCCAAAUGGAUACCUACGACUACUCAUCUUCUGAAGACGAGAACCAUUAUGAGCUUCAACCACGUGGUGCUGGUGCUGGUGCUUACAACCCAGUAUCUGGCAGACUUACCGAUACUGGCUAUCAUCCUCCAACUGGCAUUUCGCCUGCUCCUACACCGCCCCCUCCGAUGACCAGUAUCCUAGCGAAUCAACACACCAUGAUGUCACCGACGGGAGAUUUGGCUGAUAGAAGAGACAUUGGACCACCACCUCCACUUCAUGCUCCAGGUACCACGCCUCAGCAAAUAUAAAGCAUUGUUCAAAUUUUAGCUGCUAGCGGCUCCUUGGUGGUAGUCUGGACUGCUGUUCUAUAUCCAUAUUUACUUUUCUUCAUUACAACGUUUGAACAUGCAAAUAAGGCGUAAUGGGGAAUAAUCUUUAAAUUAGUCGGCUUCGAUACGUACGUGCCCAUUUGGAGCAGGAGUGUGGAGUUUGGACGGAACUAGGUUGGGAUUAGUGUUUUCACGGGGCAAAUACAUGGUGUGUAGCACUGAUAGCAAGUUAACUUGAAAUGACGAAUCCUCAAGCGCGUAUUAUUG
Molecule: messenger RNA, 2149 nt
Organism: Pyrenophora tritici-repentis Pt-1C-BFP
Lineage: Eukaryota; Fungi; Ascomycota; Dothideomycetes; Pleosporales; Pleosporaceae
Product: PgpB, Membrane-associated phospholipid phosphatase
Biological process (GO): phospholipid metabolic process
Molecular function (GO): phosphatidate phosphatase activity
Source: RefSeq, a predicted model, not a curated record